AUGCCAACUUCACGUCAACUAUUCCUUUUCAGCAUUGCAGGGACAUGGUUACUAGUUCAUUAUCUUAUUUCGGGGGUUUAUGGGAGGCUCACGUUGGAAAGUGUGAGGAAUCUUACGGGAGUUACGAAGGAGUGUCGGGGGAGGAUUGAGUGGUCGGGUGUUGCGGGGAGCGACGAUUUUGUGGGAAGAGAGGAGGACACGGGAGGAAGAAGAGAACUAGAACUUAAUGAGGGACGGAGAGAGGGGGGAGGAAAUGAGCAGGUUUUUAUGGGUGGUGAGGAUAGUGAUGAGAUUGAGGAUACCAUAACAGCAGCUCUCCGUAUCCUCUGCUCAGACCUCCUAAUCGAAUUGGAAAAACCUCUCAUGUCAGACUUAGACUUGUCAUCUCCCGGAAAUACAUUGACAAAGACUGAUUGCACGAAAGUCAAGAAGGAUUUUGAUGAGUUCCUGAAGGAAACAACGUGGUUUCUAUAUGAGAUUCAGGAACGUCAGAUGAAGUGGAGGUGGGGUGGUGGAAGUGCGGUUAAGGGGGGGUUGGAGUGGUUACAGGGGCUGUGGGCUAGUCGGGAGGGGAAUUCGCAAGAUCGGAGUUUUAUUGAACAGCAAAUGGGGUUGUAUAGGGACACGAGGUGCUUUGGAGGAAAGCUGAAUAAAGAGGUUCUGAGGAAGGAUAUUGAGGUUGUGGAGUAUUUGAAUGAUUUGAUUGAUAUGUUUUGGUGA
Messenger RNA from Sclerotinia borealis F-4128, 720 nucleotides. The record is from the annotation of a GenBank genome assembly. NCBI's taxonomy places the organism in Eukaryota, Fungi, Ascomycota, Leotiomycetes, Helotiales, Sclerotiniaceae.